This is a messenger RNA of Erythranthe guttata (spotted monkey flower), 1018 nucleotides long. NCBI's taxonomy places the organism in Eukaryota, Viridiplantae, Streptophyta, Magnoliopsida, Lamiales, Phrymaceae. The record is from RefSeq and is a predicted model, not a curated record.
GUGAAGAUUCAAAGAAGCAGCAAUGGCGAAGUUGGGAUUUCUCAUGUGUCUACAAUCCCCAAUCCCACCCAAUCAAACUCCCCCCUCUUCUUCUCUACAUCAAAACGACGCCGUUUUCUUAACAAGGCGAAAAUCCUUCAUCUUCACAGCUUCUUUACUCACCUCUCAAAUUCCAAAUUUUUAUCACACUUCUCCAUCCGCCAUUGCCCAACAAGUGGAUGAAGAACUCGAUCAAGACGAAAAUCGACUCGUUCAAAUCUUCCAGGAAACAUCAUCUUCAGUUGUUUAUAUCAAAGACAUUGAGUUAGCUAAAAACCCUAAUAAUAGCACAUCUGGAAAUGGUGUUGCUGAAGAAGAGAAUUCAAAAGUGGAAGGCACUGGUUCUGGUUUUAUCUGGGAUCAAUUUGGUCAUGUUGUAACUAAUUAUCAUGUAAUUUCCAAACUGGCUACGGAUACGAGCGGUUUACAACGUUGUAAGGUAUAUUUAGUUGAUUCUGGAGGUAACAGUAUUACUAGAGAAGGCAAGAUAGUCGGUUUCGAUCCCGACUAUGACCUGGCUGUUCUUAAGGUUGAUGUUGUGGGAAAUGAGAUAAAGCCAGCUACAAUCGGCACAUCUCGUGAAUUACAAGUGGGGCAGAGCUGCUUUGCAAUCGGAAAUCCGUAUGGAUAUGAGAACACUCUAACUACAGGGGUUAUCAGUGGAUUGGGUCGAGAGAUACCCUCUCCAAAUGGUAGAGCCAUUCGAGGAGCAAUUCAAACCGAUGCUGCUAUUAAUGCUGGUAAUUUCUUGAAAUUUCAUUUUUUUUUUGCUUUAAGUCGAAAUUCUUUAAAUGUAUCAACAAUGAAACGGAGUGGAACAUCCUCCGGGGUGAAUUUUGCAAUACCGAUCGAUACAGCUGUUCGUAUUGUGCCUUACCUUAUUGUAUACGGAACUCCAUACACCGAUCGAUUCUGAAAGCUUCAAACUGAUUCUAAAUAGUUCAGUUUGAUCUUUAUUUAUUUAUUUACCUUUAUUUAU